CGAGAUUUCAACCCUUUGAGCUGUCACAUGAAACUUGCAGAAAGAAUCUGAGCACAGUGAGACCUUCCGGACUGAGGAGGAAAUGAAAUUAGAACAGGAAAACUGGGAAAGCAGGCAACAUGAAUCCUGCAUUACGGAUCUCGGGUUGUUCCAGGCUCUGGAGAGAGAAAGAGUUCUGGAGGUUCUUCAGAGGGACAAAGCGCUUCGAACUAUUGAAGCUGUCAGAAUCAGAAGGCUGAGGACAGAAUUGCAAGAGAUAUGUCACCAGGGUGCCAAGACAUUUACUCGUCCGUAUGGUCAGAGAUCAUGUGCACGAUGUCAGCGACUUUUGGGAAAAUUCUGGGACUGCGGUUCCGUGUGCUGUGGAUGUAGUCAACGCAUCUGUAACAGGUGUCGGGUCGUCAGGUCUGCGCAGGACUGGAAGUGCACAGUUUGUCAUGCGUACAGGGAAUUUAAGAUCAAAUCUGGUGGAUGGUUUCUGGAACAGCAAGCAAAGAAAUUUCCUGAUUCUAAAGAAAACAAACAUGAGACCACAGGAGACAAAAUAUUACAGUCUUAUCAACAACUCAGUUUCAUCGCAGUCGUACCUCCAACACCUCCUCCGUUUUUUGAAGCUGCGUUGUUUAACAAAUCACAGGAACUCAAAAAAUCAAAGCCUUUUACUAAAUCCAUGGAGAACUUGAUGGUGUCUGUCAGUGCUCACAUUAAAAAGCUUUCCAAAUCUCAGAAUGAUUUGAGUGUGGAAGCAGGUCGCUUGACAGUGGAUAAUGGGCUGGAGCCAAGCUUGGGUCGCAAUAGCCAAUCAGAGGGUGCCAUUGACAGAGCAUGCAAUCUGUGCAAAGCUCCAAGUCUUCCCAACUUAUCCCAGAACACCAGAGACACGGAGCAGAACGGUUCAGCAAGUACAGUCUGCCUAACAGAUGAUGAUGUUUCCCACAUAUCUGCAUACAGCGAUGAGCAAAGGGACAGCAACAGCAGCACAGGAAUGGAUGGUGGGACGUUUGAAAACACUCAUGUGACAGGAGAAAUAGAGAUUGCCAUCGCUUACAACAACGGGACAUCCUGUUUGGAGAUAACUGUCAAAGCAUGCAAAAAUCUGAUGUUUGCAGAUAUGACAAAGAAGAAAUGUAAUCCGUAUGUGAAAGUCUGUUUACUCCAGAAGAAACAUCAGAAUAACAAGAUGAAGACAACGGUCAAGAGAGGAAAUAACCCAAUUUACAACGAAACAUUCAUGUGUGUUGUUAUUCGUGAGCAGCUGGUCAGCAGUGUAGUUAAGGCCUCAGUGUGGCACAGCAGAGGACUCAAGAGGAAGGUGUUUCUGGGUGAGACUCUCAUCCAGCUGGCAGACUGGUAUCUGGAGCACUUCGAUACUCAACGCUCUGUCUGGUACAAACUUGGUCCAAAGCAGGAACAUCCACAAGGGGACGAUGUAGAGCUGUACACUGCAGAGCUGAUGCUGAAAGCUCAAUUAAAGUUCCUGCCACAGAAAUCAGCACAGAUGCACCCACAUAGAGAUGAUAUUGUAUUUGGCACACCCGGACAGCUCAUUGUUGUCAUCACAGGCCUACCAAAGCUGCACUGCACUUCAAAAACAGCCUAUAUUGAGGGGAUCCUGUGCCUUCCUGGAGACAGAGAGCUGGUCCAGAGGACUCCAGUGCUGAAGAAGACAGCCGGUACCCUCCAGAUGAACUUCAGCAGAUUCACGCAUCAGGAGCUCCAGCAGGCCACACUGCUGCUCAGUCUGUGGGAGAAAACCUCCUUCAGUCUCACUGAUCGCUUACUGAGAUCGGCACGACUGGGAGAAGAAUCAUCAUGGCAACGUCUCCAGCAGAUGCCAGAAGUGUGGCAUGACUUCGUUCUUCCACUGCAUGCAAAUUUCAACAUAAACAUGAGGUCAUAACUGAAUAAUGUUGUCUUUAUUUGUAAUAUAAUAAACACCUUGUCUUUGGAGAAAAUAAGUUAGUUCAGCAGUUGUUUCCCUCCAUGCUACUUGUGGUUUUAUUUAUAUAUUUAUUAGCAACUAUAUAUAUAUGUAUGUAUACACACACACACACACGCAUAUAUUUACAGUGCAUUCAGGAAGCAUUCAGACCUCUUCAUUUUUUCACAUUUUGUUAUGUUGCAGCCUUAUGCUAAUAUGCUUUAAAUUAUUUUUUUCCACAUUAAUCUACACUCCAUACCCCAUAUUGUCAAAGCAAAGAUUUUUGAUAAAUUUGAUAUAUAAACAAAAACUGAAAUAUCACAUUGACAUAAGUAUUCAGACCUUUUGCUAUGACACUUGCUAUAAAAUUUAGCUCAGGUGCAUCCCAUUUCUCUGGAUCAUCUUUGAGAUGUUUCUACACUUUGAUUGGAGUCCACCUGUGGCAAAUUCCAUUGAUUGGACAUGAUUUGGAAAGUCACACACCUGUCUAUAUAAGAUCUCACAGCUGAAAAUGCAUAUCAGAGCAAAAAUCAUGCCAUGAGGUCAAAGGAACUGCCUGCAGAGCUCAGAGACAGGAUUGUGUGGGGAAGGCUACAAAUGUUUUAGCUGCAUUGAAGGUUCUCAAGACCACAGUGGCCUCUAUAACUCUUAAAUAGAAGUUUGGAACAACCGGGACUCUGGCUGAGCUGGCUGCCUGGCCAAACUGAGCAAUCGGGGGAGAAGGGCCUUGGUAAGAGAGGUGACCAAGAGUCUGAUGGUCACUGGUUGAUCUCCAGAGAUCAUGUCCAUCAAUCUGGGCUUUAUGGCAGAGUGGCCAGACGGAAGCCUCUCCUCAGUGCAAGACACUUUGAGAAACAAGAUUCUCUGGUCUGAUGAAACGAGGAUUGAACUGUUUGACCUCAAUUCCAAGCGUCAUGUCUGGAGGAAACCAGGCACCGCUCAUCACAUGCGUAAUACCAUCCCAACGGUGAAGUGUGGUGGUGGUAGCAUCAUGCUGUGGGGGUGUUUUUCAGCAGCAGGGACUGGGGCACUGGUGAGGGAUGAAGGAAAGCUGAAUGCAGCAAAAUACAGAGAUAUCCUUAAUAAAAACCUGAUCCAGUGCACACAGGACCUCAGACGGGGCCGAAGGUUCACCUUUCAACAGGACAGUGACCACAGCACACAGCCAAGACAAUGCAAGAGUGGCUUAGGGACAACUCUAUGAAUGUCCUUGAGUGGUCUCUGGAGAGACCUGAAAAUGGCUGUCCACCGACAGGCCCCACCCAACCUGACAGAGCUUGAGAGGAUCUGCAGAGAACAAAUGGCAGAAAAUCUCCAAAUGGUGUGCAAAGCUUGUCGCAUCAUACCCAAAAAGACUUGAGGCUGUAAUCGCUGCCAAAGGUGCUUCAACUAAGUACUGAGUUAAGGGUCUGAAUACUUAUGUCAAUGUGAGAUUUACAUAUUUUUUUUCUUUUUAAUAAAUUUUCUAAGUUAUCAAAAAUCUGCUUUUUUGCUUUGUCAUUGUGGGGUAUGGAGUGUAGAUUGAUGUGAAAAAAAUAAUAAUUUAAAACAUUUUAGCAUAAGGCUGCAACAUAACAAAAUGGGAAAAAAAUGAAGGGGUCGGAAUACUUUCUGAAUGCACUGUGUAUAUAUAGAUAUACAGUAUAUACAUACACAUAUGCACACAAUAUAUAUCUAUAUAAAAAAACAAACAUAUUUUAUCCUAUUUUUAAUAUUUAUACUUUUAUAACAAUUACAUCAAAUUGAAAUUAAGUAAAUUAACUCAAAUAUUUAGGAUUUUAUUAUAUUCAAGAUUACUGAAUUCAAUUUUGUUAUGAAAUUGAAAUGUGUAACUCUUAAAAUGAGUGUGUUUGUGUAUAUAUAAUAAAGGCCUUUUGAACUUUGUCAUUUUCAACCCUAGGUUAAAAGCGGGGC
Myxocyprinus asiaticus (Chinese sucker) is the source of this 3835-nucleotide messenger RNA. RefSeq names its product synaptotagmin-like protein 3. Gene Ontology annotation, cellular component: plasma membrane; exocytic vesicle. The transcript has 16 exons. NCBI's taxonomy places the organism in Eukaryota, Metazoa, Chordata, Actinopteri, Cypriniformes, Catostomidae. Gene Ontology annotation, biological process: exocytosis; intracellular protein transport. The record is from RefSeq and is a predicted model, not a curated record. Gene Ontology annotation, molecular function: small GTPase binding; neurexin family protein binding. The coding region runs from base 83 to 1900 and encodes 605 amino acids.